Molecule: messenger RNA, 882 nt
Organism: Phycomyces blakesleeanus NRRL 1555(-)
Lineage: Eukaryota; Fungi; Mucoromycota; Mucoromycetes; Mucorales; Phycomycetaceae
Exons: 4
Coding region: 1-882 (293 amino acids)
Molecular function (GO): protein binding; transcription corepressor activity
Source: RefSeq, a predicted model, not a curated record
AUGGCACAGCCGCAAUUAAGGAGGGCCGCCUGGGAUGGGCAGAAUAACCGGCCAGUAGUAGUAGACAAGGCAACCGAGCUACUACAUCUCUACAUUUACGACUACUGCAAAAAGCGCAAUUUUGCACAGGCCGCUCGGGUGUUCUCUGCAGAAGCGAACGUGUCUACAGAUCAUUUGCCUCCGGUCGAUGUGCCGACCGGCUUUCUUGCUGACUGGUGGGGAGUCUUUUGGGACGUCUACCAUGCUAAACACAAAGAUGCUCAAGCGAGCAAGGAAGCUGGAAUGCAUGAUGAGGUACUACCGUCCGAGGUUCAGCGGGCCGCUGCUCAAUCUCCUCAACACCCUCAUCAUCCACACCCUCACCCGCAAGCAGGUCAAGCACCACAUAUGCAAAGUGUGCCUUCUCAGCACACGCCUAUGUCACGGGACACCCGUCAGUCACCCGCCAGCAGUGUCGCCUCCUUGCCCACCAAUCCGAUGCCUCCUCCUCAAUCUACCAUUGUAAAUACUCCCCAAAGCCUGCCUGCAACUUUGCCACAACACCUCCCCGGGCGCCACACAGCCUCACCCUCAUUUUCGCCCCAGCAGAUGCAGCGAGCCAAUGUCCUCGGACCGGAUGGAAUUCAUCCCAUGUCUGAUCCGAUGUUAAACUCGUCCAUGACCGUAGGUGUUCCAAUCAAUCCCCAAGGACAACCAAUGAUGGCCAGACCUCCGAAUGCUGUUCAUAUGCAGAGCGCGAUGAUUUCUUCCGCCAUGGCUGCUCUGGGAUUUGCUGGUCGUGAUCCACAGACCCUGAGUCCCGAAGAACGGACUUUACUUCAAAAUCAGUAUAAAAAGAAUUCUGCCCAGAUGACACAUAAUACUAUGCUCCGUAACGCGUAA